This is a messenger RNA of Nerophis lumbriciformis (worm pipefish), 4896 nucleotides long. NCBI's taxonomy places the organism in Eukaryota, Metazoa, Chordata, Actinopteri, Syngnathiformes, Syngnathidae. The record is from RefSeq and is a predicted model, not a curated record.
AUGGCAAAUUCGACGGGGAAAAAUAUUCCAGAUCAGCGAAGGAAGGGACAGGCUUUCCUGGACGAGCUGCGGCAAUUUCACCAAAGCAGAGGAUCGCCGUUCAAGAAGAUUCCUAUCGUGGGUGGGAAAGAGCUGGAUCUCAACGCUCUCUAUUUCAGAGUCGUCUCUUUAGGUGGAUUCGCUAAGGUGUCUGACAAAAACCAAUGGAAUGAACUCGGGGAAGAGUUUAAUUUUCCAAGGAAUUGCUCCAACGCUGCAUUCGCUUUAAAACAGUACUACCUUCGAUAUUUGGAGAAAUAUGAGCGAGUCCACCACUUCGGCGAGGAUGACGACGAGGCGCAGCCGGGGAACGCCAAGACCUUUCUUCCAGUCGGCGCAAUUCCCACGUCGUACAACUACCAGCAACAUGUUGUAUCAGACUAUCUCCGCCAAAGCUACGGGCUGUCCACCGAUUUUAUCCCGCCGUGCGACUACAACAAACUGGUGCUGUCUCUCCUGUCUGGUCUGCCCAAUGAAGUGGACUUUGCAGUCAAUGUUUGCACUUUGCUCUCCAAUGAGAGCAAGCACGCCAUGCAGCUGGACAAGGACCCCAAACUGGUCACGUUGCUACUGGCCCACACCGGUGUUUUCGACGAUUCGCUAGGCAGCUUCUCCGGGGUGUUCGGUACUGACUGGAAGACGAAAACAUCCCGAGACUUUAUCAGGUUUUGGAAGGAAGUCGUGCAGGAUGCUGAAGUCAGGGAGCUAAUCUGGGACAAGAGCAGCACAGCACAAGAUGGUACAUCAGUAGCAGAACGUUGGCAGAGCCUCUUUCACCCGCCACGGAACCUGGGCAUCAGCGACCUGGAGGCCCAGCGGGUGCUGCAGGUCGCCGUCAUCCUGCGCAACCUCUCCUUCGAGGAGGCCAACGUCAAGCUGCUGGCGGCCAACCGAACGUGCCUGCGCUUCCUUUUGCUCUGCGCCCACUGUAACCUCAUCUCACUCCGACAGCUCGGGCUCGACACUUUGGGCAACGUGGCCGCCGAGCUCCAGCUGGAUCCGGUUGAUUUUCGGAUGACCCAUCUGAUCUUUCACACUAUCACCAAAUGCUUAAUGUCCAGAGACAGGUUCCUCAAAAUGAGAGCCAUGGAGAUUCUGGGCAACCUGAGCAAAGUGGAGGACAACGGCGUGCUCAUCUGUGAGUAUGUGGACCAGGACUCGUACAGGGAAGUAAUGAUGCUCCUCACCCUGCCUGACCUCAUGCUCCUCAUGGCCUCGUUGGAGGUGCUCUACUUGUUGGCUCAGCUCGGGGAGGUUCCCUGCAGUAAAAUCGCUUCUGUGGACCGUAGCAUAGACCUGCUAGUGAGGCUAGUUUCUGUCGAUCUUCAUACAUUUGGACCAGACGCCCUAACAGCGGUACGGUUGAUCGAGCAUCAAGCCAACGCUGAGCAGGCAACCGAGGUUCGACCGCAGUUGGUCGAGCAGGUACCUGCGGCCUCGCAAGGGGGGCCAGCCAAUACAACACGGACACCGGUUCCGUCCACUCAGCCACCACCUGGCAUUGUAGAACUCGAUGGAGAAAAAUUUACAUUGCAAUGGCUAAAUGCACACUUUGAGACAAAUGGCGAAGGUUCGGUAUCCCGGUCGGACAUGUACUCAGAGUACCUGUCCACGUGCAGCAAAAUGGGACGAAGUAACAUUUUGAACUCCACUGGCUUCCUCAAAUGUCUACGAACUGUGUUUCCCAAUCAUACGAUGCGGCGGCAGGACGAGACCAAAGCCAAUGGCCCAGUUCACAUCCUCCUGGUGGGGAUAAGGCGGCGGUCAAUACCGCUGCCCGUCCAGUUGUACUACCAGCAGCCUCAGCAACAGCAGGUGCCUGGUGCAGCGCCCUCCCCUGCUGUUCGACCUGAAACCCCUGCGGACCCCCCAGCUCCAUCUCCAGGUACCCCAUCUGGGAAUCCACCACAGGUAGGCCGGCCAGUUGGCCUCAGCGCAGGUGGCGCUAAUUCAUCUGGGGCCAUCAAUGUGAAGGAGGCCGCUCCCCACCAUACGGGGACCCCGCAGGUGCCUCAGCAGUUACCACCGAAUAAUCAGGCGCUAGUGCAACAACAACAACAGCAGCAGCAGCAAGUACGGUCUAGUCCAGUUGUCCAGAUCCCAACAUCGGGACCAACCUCGCAGAACCACAGCCCACAAACCCCUGCUUUGCCAGCUCCGGUUCAGCAGCACUCUCCCAUGCUUUCCACCGGGACACCAGUCACGCUUUUUCAGCAAGUACCCCAGGGCCACUUACUCACGGCCAGGGUGCAAGGUGUCUGCCCCCCAAUCUCCCAGCACCAGCCCCUCACCCAAACGGCACCUCUGUCCACGCCACAGGGACCCUCUCCUCAAGUAGAUCUUCAUUGCGGCGUGGCAGGAUCCAUACCCACCUCUUCCAUCCAAGCGGCGUCAAGUAAUCCUGGGGCGCCCACUUCCACGGCGUCACGUGUGACUUUUCAAAAUAUCGCCCCCAAACCGGCUCUAAACCAGCCUGCUAGCACAGCAGCCACAAUAGCCAACCAGCAGCCUCAAACGCAGGCACAGAGUGUGGUAAUAGUCGGUCCCAGUCCUCAACAAAAUCAAGCCUACACCCCCGCCAUACACCAAAUUGUUCUUGCCAACCCUUCUGCCAUUCCUGGUGCUCAGUCUCUCCAAAUAGCAGGGCAGCCCGGAGCCCCCUCCAGCCCGUGCCCGGCUGCUGCGUCCCACCCGAAUCCCCAAGUCCAGCCCAGUCAAACUGUCAGCCACACACUGUCCGUCAAACGACAUCAACAAAUGAUUUCGCAAGCCCCUCCCUCUCAGCCUACCUCCUCCGAGUCCAGCUUGAUCAAACAGCUACUGCUUCCAAAGCGAGGGCCUUCCACGCCAGGUGGAAAGCUCAUCCUUCCCGCGCCACAGGUGCCACCACCUAACAGCACCAGUUCACAGGUCAUCUACCAGACGGGCCCCCCUCAACAGCCUCAACAGCUCAACGUUCAGCUGGUUCCCAGUCAGGUUCAGCUCCUACCAGGCCAGCUCAUUUCCACGAGUAGCCCAACCGCAAUCAUCCAGACCCCCAUGGCGUCUGGACAAGUCACAUUUACUGUGGUCCCUAACACUGGUUUUACCACGUCCACGGCAGCAGUCGCCGCGGUCAGCCACGGCGCCGUGGCCCCGAGUGUUCCGUCACCUCCGUUUUCGACGGGAACCGUGCCCCAACAAUCUCCAGCAGUUCCACCGCCGUCGCCGGCUCCGCUCAGAGGGGACAAGAUCAUUUGUCAAAAAGAGGAAGAGGCCAAAGACGCUACCGGGUUGCACAUCCAUGAACGGAAAAUCGAGGUCAUGGAGAACUCCUCGAUGGCAGACGGAGACUCCUCCAACGGGAAGACCAGUAACGGUGAUGUCGGAGUUGGUGCCAAGCUGCUAAACGGUCGGAAGUGCAUGGAGUCAAAUCUACCUCCAUACCACUCAGGGAACAGCCAAGGGACAUUAAAUGGUCCGGCUGCAGAGAGUCCCCCCGCUAAUGGGAAACAGGCCCUCUCCCCUGGCCUCGACGCCGCCUUGGAGGGGAGCCGUGAGCCUAAAAAGACACUGGUCAACGGGGUGUGCGACCCUGACCGGGGUGACAGUGGUGUCAUUAGCAAAAACAUUCCAAAUCACAUUGCUUCCAAACAGUACUUGGGGAACGGGGACGUGGGCCCCACUGAGAAGAGUCAUAGCUCCAACCCCCUUGCUCCCAGUCCGCCCCUCCAGCAGGACGCUGCCAAAGCCCAACAGGCAGAGCGCCUGGCCAAUGGACCUCAGGCGGUAGGCGCCAGGCCGCCCUCGGAAUUAACAAAUGGACCUUUGGGGCCUGGCCACGCCGUGCCCGUGCUAAGGCAGCAACUGCUCCCCAAUUCCACCCUGCCCCCGACUAUCCCCGUCACCUCCCAGAGCGCAAACGGAGUCGCCUCAGAGUCCCGAGGCGUCAAGAGGCCCGCCGAGAACGAGGAACCUCGGUCCUCCGGUAUCCCCAACAAGGUGGGCGUGCGGAUAAUCACCAUCAGCGACCCCAACAACGCGGGCAGCAGUUCCACGAUGGUGGCCGUCCCUGCCGGAACAGACCCAAGCACAGUAGCCAAAGUAGCAAUAGAGAAUGCCAGUCAGCAAAGGAACUGCUCACCCACACAGACAGCUGGUUCAACGCCCACUGUAACCCCGUCCCCGCCCCCCGCGACCCAGUCGGCUCCAGCGGACAGCAACAACCCUCAGCUCCCUUCAACGCAGCAAGCCCCCACAGUACCGCCCGAGCAAAAUAGGAAAGCGGGGCAGAACUACAAAUGUCUGUGGCAAUCCUGUAAACGGUGGUUUGAAACUCCGUCCCAAGUGUUUUACCAUGCAGCAACACAGCAUGGUGGAAAGGAUGUGUAUGGAGGCCAGUGUCAGUGGGAAGGAUGUGAUCCUUUUCCGCGGCAGAGAUUGUCCUUCAUCACGCAUCUACAGGAUAAGCACUGUUCUCGGGAGGCUUUGUUGGCUGGACUCAAACUGGAGGAACAGCAGGCUCAAAGCCCCAACUCGACCCCUUCCCAGACGCCGCCAGUGCCAGGGAGUACUCCGGCGGCGCGACCGCCGAAAGCAAUCGUCAAUCAUCCGAGCGCAGCUCUCAUGGCCCUCCGUAGAGGCUCUCGAAACCUGGUCUUCAGGGACUUUACGGAUGAGAAGGAGGGACCAGUGACCAAACACAUAAGACUAACUGCUGCCUUAACGUUGAAGAACAUCGCCAAGCACUCGGACUGCGGUCGCAUGCUGGUAAAGAAGCACGAGCCUCACCUCUCUGUGCUCGCACUGAGUAACAUGGAGGUCUCCACCACGCUAGCCAAAUGCCUUUAUGAACUGACACGUUCGCUCCAGGCCUAA